This is a messenger RNA of Panicum virgatum (switchgrass), 2295 nucleotides long. Its product is annotated as protein DA1-related 1-like. NCBI's taxonomy places the organism in Eukaryota, Viridiplantae, Streptophyta, Magnoliopsida, Poales, Poaceae. Bases 478 to 2022 code for a protein of 514 amino acids. The transcript is spliced from 12 exons. The record is from RefSeq and is a predicted model, not a curated record. Gene Ontology annotation, molecular function: ubiquitin binding.
GCUUCUCUACUCGGCACGGGCACCUGACGCGGCGCGGCUGCCCCCCGAACCCGGGCUGUUCUGCCGUCCGAUCGGCCCGCCCGCGCCGACCACCGCGUCGGCCGCCGCGCGCCUCCUCUCCUCGCCGAGAUCACCUGCCCGAAAAAAAAGAGGGGGGCCAUUUCGUCUUGGUAGGAUCGCAACCUGCCCGCUCGUACUCGCUCGCCCCCCAGCCGCCUUCCUCCCCCUUCCUCCGUUGUCUCCCCGGUUUCCCCGAUUCCUUCGCCGGCUCGUUUUUUUUCCUGGCAAUUCGCUGCGCGGGCAAUCGCAGCCGGCUCCUGGGGGCAGCAGCUACAGGCCAGGCUUCUCUUCGAGGACAGGCCUCGCCCGCCGCCUCCCGGCCCCUCUCCGCGGGCGCCGUGGAGCGGAGAUCCAUCCGGACGUGGAUCGGUCUCGCCUCCUGAUAACAGCUAUUGUUCCACUGCCACUUUGAGCAAUAUGGGUUGGCUGACGAAGUUUUUUAGAGGUUCAACCCACAAUAUCUCGGAAGGUCAGUAUCACAGCAGGCCUGCAGAAGAGACAGCAUGGAAUGAACCCUCGAGCUCUCCUGUUGUUACUGACUUCCUUUCAGAUUUUAACAAUGAGGAUAUUGACCGUGCUAUAGCGCUCUCUCUAUCAGAAGAAGAAAAAAGAAAGGCAAAGGCAAUAGACAAGGAUAUGCAUUUGGAGGAAGAUGAGCUACUUGCAAGAGCUAUCCAGGAAAGUUUGAAUGUUGAAUCACCACCUCGCAGAAAUGGCAGUGCCAAUGGAGGCAAUACAUAUCAUCUGCCUCGUGAACCUGGCAUCACCAAUGGUGGCAAUACAUAUCAACCACCUCGCGAAAAUGGCACUGCCAAUGGUGGCAAUGCAUAUCAACCAUUACCAUUUAUGUUCUCAUCUGGAUUCAGGGCAUGCGCAGGAUGUCACCGAGAGAUUGGUCACGGUCGUUUUCUCAGUUGCAUGGGUGCUGUUUGGCAUCCAGAAUGUUUUCGUUGCCAUGCCUGCAGUCAACCGAUAUAUGACUAUGAGUUCUCCAUGUCGGGGAAUCAUCCGUACCAUAAAACUUGCUACAAAGAGCAGUUUCACCCCAAAUGUGAUGUCUGCAAACAAUUUAUUCCUACAAAUAUGAAUGGCCUUAUUGAAUAUAGGGCACAUCCUUUCUGGCUACAAAAAUACUGCCCUUCACAUGAAGUGGAUGGUACUCCAAGGUGCUGUAGUUGUGAAAGAAUGGAGCCAAGGGAAUCAAAAUAUGUAUUGCUGGAUGAUGGUCGUAAGCUCUGCCUGGAGUGCCUUGAUUCUGCAGUAAUGGAUACAAGCGAGUGUCAACCUCUGUAUCUUGAAAUCCAGGAAUUUUAUGAAGGUCUGAAUAUGAAAGUGGAACAGCAGGUUCCUCUGCUUCUGGUAGAGAGACAGGCUUUAAAUGAAGCCAUGGAAGGAGAGAAGGCUGGUCACCAUCAUCUUCCAGAAACAAGAGGACUGUGCUUAUCUGAAGAACAGACUGUUAGCACGAUACUGAGGAGACCAAGAAUGGCUGGAAACAAAAUCAUGGAAAUGAUAACAGAGCCAUAUAGGCUGACAAGGCGAUGUGAAGUGACUGCAAUUCUCAUUCUGUAUGGUCUUCCAAGGUUGUUGACGGGUUCCAUUUUAGCUCAUGAGAUGAUGCAUGCAUGGUUGCGACUUAGAGGAUACCGGACAUUGAGUCCAGACGUAGAAGAGGGCAUCUGCCAAGUCCUUGCUCACAUGUGGAUAGAGUCAGAGAUUAUGGCAGGAUCAGGCAGCAGUGCUGCAUCAUCGUCCUCAGGUUCUUCAACGUCCAGAUCAUCGAAGAAGGGGGGACGGUCUCAGUUUGAGCGGAAGCUUGGGGAUUUUUUCAAGCAUCAGAUUGAGACGGACACAUCCAUGGCCUACGGAGAGGGUUUCAGAGCCGGGAACCGGGCCGUCAUGCAGUACGGCCUGAAGCGCACCCUCGAGCAUAUCCGGCUGACAGGGACCUUCCCAUUUUGAAACGGCAUGGAUGGAUUCACAUUUUGGCGAGAAGCUUACAUCACAUACAUGAUUGUCAUUUGGAGUUCCUUUACAGCCAAAGAAAUCAACUGUACAAACAUUCUUUCCGGAAUCCAGAUACAUCUUGGAAGGGCUAACUGAAGCAUUGGAUGAGUCGUGAUGGCCAGCCUGACCAAUCAUUUUGUAUUGUAUUGUAACCAAACUGUGGAACGAAAACAAUGGUAUAUCUGUUACAUGGUGUGAAUUUCAAUAAGAAAAAAAUAGUUCCGAACA